AUGCAUUUCUCCAGACUCUCACUGCCACUCGGCAUCGGCUUAAUUACCCUCACAAACCACUUCGUCGCGGGCGAGAUCGUUGCGACGCCAGAUCUGUGCGGAGGAGAGGGGUAAGCACCAAGUGCAAUGGUUUACCCUGCCCGUCCUCACACACAUGACCCGCUAACCCUUCACGCUUCACGAAAUUAUACCAUUUUGGAUAUUUAACCAGAUGGAAGAAAGACGAUGCCAUCACACUCGUAUGCUCCGAUGCAUCAAAAACGUGCCGCGAGGAUCAAUGGUCAGUCGUUGCUUCGAGAAUUCGAUGGAUCCCACGUGGCGUGAGAAGACUGACUUGCACAGUCGCCCGAACUUUUGUUCUUACUAGCUACGGCGAGCACAACUGCGCAAUGAAUUGCAAGCACAAGUGGGGACCCGUAAGGAGUUGGCAAGCCUUGGAUGCGUGUUAUAAGUUGUACAUGGUUCCAAAAUGUCGGAAGUGAGUCCUCACUCUACCGGUUCAGCCCGUGACACAUGUGACACCUGCACUUCGAGCCAUGUGUGCCCCUCCUCCCCCCCUCCCCCCCCCCCACCCUAUCUCGAGAGAUUGGGAAUUGCUGACUCUGGUUUGCAUGAUCGGAUGGGGUGGAGGAUAGGAACUGCUACUCAGCUGCCGAGUGCGAAGCCGCGUUUGGUGGUUGCAAGGCGACAGAUGGUUCGGGAUGUGAGGAGUAG
Molecule: messenger RNA, 714 nt
Organism: Microbotryum saponariae
Lineage: Eukaryota; Fungi; Basidiomycota; Microbotryomycetes; Microbotryales; Microbotryaceae
Source: the annotation of a GenBank genome assembly